Molecule: messenger RNA, 1407 nt
Organism: Cimex lectularius (bed bug)
Lineage: Eukaryota; Metazoa; Arthropoda; Insecta; Hemiptera; Cimicidae
Product: chondroadherin
Exons: 2
Coding region: 1-1158 (385 amino acids)
Cellular component (GO): plasma membrane
Molecular function (GO): protein binding
Source: RefSeq, a predicted model, not a curated record
AUGUUUUUGGGUCUUCUAAUAUCCACGGGUUGGACUGCUCUCGCUAUCGCCGGCGCGAUACCAUGUCCAAACCAGUGCAUUUGCCUGUCCCAGGCCCAGGUUUUGUGCAACACGGGAGGAUUGACGGAGAUACCCGUCAAUUCGCUGCCUCCUACAGUCGAGCAUCUGAGUCUGACGAAAAACAAUUUCCCCCUAAUAAAAAGCGACGCGUUCAACGGUCUGCGGAGCCUGCGGAAGCUGUCCCUCGACGGUAACAACAUCACCGUUAUAAAACCGUUCGCUUUCCGAGGCCUACCUCGCCUGAGAGAGCUGUCGAUACAGCACACGCCGCUCACCACGGUGGCCCAGUUCGCGUUCGCCGGACUGCAGAACAUCACUGCCAUCCUCCUGGGUCAUAACAAGAUCCACAAAGUUGAAGGUUAUGCGUUUGCGGGGACGUCGAACGUGAGGCUGCUCCUGCUGAACAGCAAUCCGCUCCAUAAAAUAGAGACGUCGGCAUUUUCCGGGCUGACGAACGUCGAACACCUCAUCCUCCCGGCGGGAAUCAAAACGAUAGAGGCCGACGCGUUCAGCGGAUUGGAUUCCGUCGGCCUCAUCAAACUCUCCUACAUGGAUCUGACGGCGCUCAAGACGCAUACCUUCCGGGGGCUGUCGCACGUCCACGUUCUCGCGAUACAGGACUCGGACCUGGGAGUCAUCCAGCCCGGAGCGUUCGAAGGCAUGACACACGUCAACAGUCUCCGAUUCGUGAGCAACAAAAUCGAUUCGAUCCAAGAGCUCCACUUCUUGCCUGAAUCGAGGGUGAAAAUGUUAAAAAUGCAAGGAAACCACCUGUUGGAGGCGCCUUCCCCGGGGGCCAUCGUCCUCGACGGCGUAGAAUCCCUCACCGUUCUUUUCAAUCAUUUCCCGUGUGAUUGUCACAUCCAUUCCUUGUUAGAAGGCCCUCUGGCCAACGGAUCGGCGGCGGAAUUCAGUUCGAAAAAUUACUGCAUCUCCCCGCUCCAGUUUAACGGGCAGACGAUCAGCUCCAUCAACGUGAAUUCGAUCAGCCGUUGCAACGACGACAUCACCAGAGACAAUUGGGACGCGCCCGCGUCCGCACGACGCACUCUCCCGCCUUGCUCACUCGUAUUUUUUGUAUUUCUUAUCAGAAGAUAAGCUCCGUUUCAAUACACAAUCACAUAAAUGCCUUUCGGGUAAUUUAGUACCAAACGAAACAUCAUUAUAUCAUCCUAGACUGAGAUUAUAUAUAGUGUAUGUUUUAUACAUCAUUUAAAGAGAAAGUGGGUCCUCUCGUAUGUAUAUCGUCAAUCAAAUUAGAAAAUGAAAUACGAACUUUUAAAAAUAAAAAUAAAACCUGUAAGACCAAGGGUGUAAGUUUCUAUGUUGACCAAUAUUGUAAAUACU